CUCAAACCACGUCCCAACCUUGAAUGGGAUUUAUAAAAGGGACCCAACCGUCAUCCGGCAAACAAGGAAAAGCAACAGCAACAGAAACAUCUCCAAAGGGGAACUCAAGAACCGUGCGCAACAAGCCUGACUCUAGAGGACAGCCAAUCCCUUCUGUGCAGAAUUCCAGACAAACCACCGCUUCUCUAAGCCGAUCAGCGCAGAAUUAAAGCAGGGCACGAAGGGAAGAGAGAGGGAAAAAAACACUCCGCUACGCUUGACAAGAAACUCGGAUUUCUGCUCUCACGUCAGACAAACUCUUGCCAAAAAUGAUGAUGCAGCUGCCAGAAACCCCCACCCAGAAAAACAACCUCUUCAACGCCAUGAACCGCUUCAUCGGCGCCGUCAACAACAUGGACCAGACCAUCAUGGUGCCCAGUCUGUUGCGGGACGUCCCAUUGGAUGAGGACAAAGCGUCGUUGCCUCUGAGAUCAUAUGAAGACGAGGGAGACGUGUACAGCUACUACCAGCUGCUCAAGUCCAUCCGCAGGGACAUCGAGUGGGGCGUCAGGUGCGCAGCCGCUGACGAGAGGCGCAAAGAGAGCAUGAAGAUCAGCCGCAAAAACUCCUCUGCAUCCACAUCUUCUGCAUCAUCAUCAUCCUCUGAGGAAGAAUACGAGGAAGAUGAGGAUUUGGAGAAGCAGUUUCAGUACCAUCUGACCGGGUUGCAAGGGGUGCUCUCCAAACUGACGCAACAGGCCAACUGUGUCACCAAACGCUACAAACAGGAGAUUGGAAUUGGAGGAUGGGGGCAGUAAAAGUCUGUGCCCAUGAAACUGAAAACUCUUUUUAUUGUUGUUGUUGUUGUUGUUGUUGUUGUUGUUGUUGUUGUUGUUGGACUUUUUAAACCGAUUUCUCACUAAGCUUCAUGAAUGGUACAGAAAAGGCAGCUUUUUCUGUGUGCUGGCCUACAAGGUGUUGGUCUACUCUGAUUGUAGAUGUGUUGAUCUUGAAGAAAGCAUUUUGCGUACUUAACACCAAAUCUCACACUGUAUGUUUGCACUCCAGGGUGUUGUACACAUCAUGCAUUCAUCUUUUAUGAUACACAGAUGAAACGUAUUUAAAGAUUUAUUUAAGAUAUUAUUUAUUACCUCAUAUUGUAAGAGCCGAAUGUUAUUUCAAAGCUGGGGGGAAAAAAAGGAAGUGCAUGAAAUACUAGACAUGUUGUUUUGAACCAGCUCUCUGAAAGCAAUACUGACUAAAGAUUGAGCUACAUUUGUCUAAUGCUAAUGAAGUCAGUGUGUUCACAUCAAUCUGUCUGUGUAUGACCAGUGCUUCCACUGAUCUGAUGUGUGUGUGUGUGUCUUUAAACUGUGCCUGAAUGAGAAGGAGGCGGAUGCUGAGUAUAGCUGCCUGUGAUCUCCUCAGGUCCUACAUGGUCGAUGAACUGGAAUCUACUGAGAAUUCUUUUGCAUUAAGAAUAAUGAUGGUUUCCAUGAGAUAUAUUGUUCCUUUUUUCAUUUUUGCUACUAUUAAGCAAUCAUUGAAAAUGUCCUUUUGUAAAAUAAGUAAAUGCUUUUGUAUUCACUCUUCUCCUGUACCACUUUUGUACAAACUUUGUUUCUAAAAUAAACUUUUAUAUGAAUUUCA
This is a messenger RNA of Sphaeramia orbicularis (orbiculate cardinalfish), 1629 nucleotides long. Its product is annotated as mid1-interacting protein 1-B-like. Gene Ontology annotation, cellular component: cytosol. NCBI's taxonomy places the organism in Eukaryota, Metazoa, Chordata, Actinopteri, Kurtiformes, Apogonidae. The transcript has a single exon. Gene Ontology annotation, biological process: regulation of lipid biosynthetic process. The record is from RefSeq and is a predicted model, not a curated record. Bases 309 to 797 code for a protein of 162 amino acids.